GGAAGGGGAGGCAGACGGGGACAUGGGCAGAUGCAUAGGGAGCGCUGGUUCUUUCCCUGUGAGGAGACUAUAGACACUGCAGGACAUGGUUGACAUUGAAACAGAGGUGAACUGACUUAUUUCUUCUGCCUAGAGAUGACUGGAACCUUGCUUACAGGACUCAUUCUCUUCUUGCUGGAGGUGGUACGUAAUGGUGAGCCAACACAUGCAGGGCCAGGAACAACGGAGCACCCCCAUGAGCAAGACAAGCUUGUCCAUCAAACAUCACAGUGGGUGCUGGAACUGUUUAAUGACUCGCUGCCGUUUUCCAGAGCUGAAAGUUUCUGCAGAGGUCAGUUCAGCUCUCUUAUCACCCUGCAACAGUCAGAGGACAAGGAAGAAACUGUAGAGUUCCUUCGACAGACAGGACUUCGCUCUCCGGUCUGGGUCAGAGAUCACAAAAGAGCAGCCUCCAAGCCUGUAGCUCUCUCCAGGCAGUAUUUGGAGUUCUCAGCUUUGAAUUUCCCAAAGGAAUCCCAUGAAGGCUUUGCACAUGUCAAAUUAGCCUUUCCUGGCUUGUCAUCUAUCAGCGUGUGUGUUCGAGUUCAGUGGGACACAGACUGGAAGGUUAUAUCCACAGUCUUCUCCUAUGCUGCACCUGUCCUGACCAAUGAGUUUCAGCUGCGAGGCCGAGUGGACAUGCACGGUCGUAUCCACUUGGCACUCAUAAUCCAUGGAAAGCACUUUCCAUAUAAGGCAUCUUUUGCAAAUGAUGGUGCAUGGCAUCACAUCUGUGUCACAUGGAGUCGGAUCAGCAAUUACUGGGCUAUCUAUGUGGAUGGGGAUAGGAAAGACAUGGGCUAUGGUACAGACAUGGACCGGGAUAUUCACGGUGAUGGUAUUCUUAUCCUGGGCCAAGACCAAGACUCAUUUGGGGGCAAUUUCACUGAGCCCUUUUUUGGGAACAUCACUGACCUGAAUGUUUGGAACAUUUCUUUGGAAACAAGACAUGUCCGUGCCUUGAAUUUAUGUUCAGCCACGGUACAGGAAAAGUUUUUCAGUUGGAACCUCACCCUCAUCAACAGCCAUCAGGUGGUCAAAGAGGUGCAGGCCCCCUUGUUCUGUCCAGCAGUGCACCAGCAGAUGGAGCUACAGGGCUGCAGGACAUUGCAGGGUUGGUCAGACCAGCUCCCUCCCUUGGGCUGGACAGACUGUUCUGAUUUUCUGCCUUUCAUCUGCAUGAGCAGCCGAGCGCGACACCACAGGAAGGAGCAGAUCAGUAAGUCUCAGAGCAGCCAGCCCUCAGCCUUCAUGAACCAACUGAUGAAGCUUUCCAACAAAAGCCAGCCAAUGCUUGUGCAGCAGUCAUCGGAACUAGACAGCCUGGCUCAGGCCUCGGCCCUGCUUAACAUCUCUGUCCAGGCCCUGGAAGACACACAGCAAGAGGGACUGCAGCCAGCGGACAUGGUGACGCUCAUCCAGCUGCUGACGCUGACUGCUGACGUCUCCUCUGAGCCCUCAGUCUGUAAUGAAAACAGCACCCGUAACAACAUCCAGGAGCUCAGUCAACACUUUAUCAGUGUGGCUGACAGCAUCAUUAGUGAAAACAACGCAAACAAAUGGCAGGCCAUCAAAGAGGUGGUGAAUGGCCCGAUGGAUGUUGUGAAGAACAUUGACCACAUGGUAACCCGCUUGAGCCAAAGUUUGACAGCAGAGACUGACCAUGUGACCAUACAUAGUCCUAAUAUCAAACUAGAGCUACAGCAACAAAGGCUGGAUGAAGGAUCAAAAGUAGUGAGCUUCUGUGGGCCUGGAUCAGAGACACGCAGCAUUCUAGACUGCAUUUCUGUUCCACAUCAGAAGAUACAGGAUCUUCAGAACAAUGGUUUUUAUAAGAUCACCUUGGUCAACACGUGGUAUGGCUCUCUGCGACCUCUUUUCAAUCCAGAAGAGAACAUCACUAUGGAGCCUACUGUCACUGAUGGCAGCCAGAGGUAUCUGGGCACAGUCCUGGGCUCGUCUGUUAUAUCCACCACUGUGCUGGGAGAUGACCAACCAGUAAGCAUGGCUGUUCACUACCAGCUCCAGCACAAAGUACAGAAUUCCAUUGAUGCUGUAUAUGACCCAGUUUGUGCAUUCUGGGAUUUUGAUCUCACUCCGGAGACUGGUGGGUGGUGGAACACAAAAGGCUGUGAGGUUGUAUCCAAACAUUAUGGAUACACGGUGUGCUACUGCAACCACACCACCAAUUUUGCUUUGCUGCUUCAGGUUUACGAAACUCAGAGGAGCCCGGAGAACGAAAAAGCUCUGAAGGUGCUAACGUUCAUUGGCUGUGGAGUGUCUCUAUGUGGCCUCCUCUUCACCUUCAUCCUCUUCAUUGCUGUGGGAGUUCCCAAGUCAGAUCGAACCACUGUUCAUAAGAACCUGAUAUUCGCUCUGGGCCUUGCUGAGCUGCUACUGAUGUGUAGUGACUGGGCAGCAGAGAAUCAGGCAGCAUGUUUCAUGGUGACUGCACUACUUCAUCUUUUCUUCAUGGCAUCCUUUUGCUGGAUGCUGGUUGAGGGUCUUCUCCUCUGGAGCAAAGUGGUUUCUGUCAACAUCAGCGAGGACCGCAGGAUGAAACUCUACUACGUCAUAGGAUGGGGACUACCUGUUCUGAUAGUUGGACUAACAUUGGUGAUAUCAGGGGACAAAUACAAGGACCAUAAUCACUGUUGGCUCAGUGUGAAAACUGACACCAUCUGGGCCUUUGUGGGACCAGUUAUAUUUGUCUUGACGGUCAAUGCAGUUGUGCUGUGCCGUGUUGUCAUGGUGACCGUUUCCAGUGCCCAUCGCCGUGCUAAGAUGCUCAGUCCAAGCUUUGCAUCAAAAAUGCAGACCUUCGACCUCACCUGGGCUGUGACCCGUCCAGUUCUCAUCCUGCUCCCUGUACUGGGUCUGACGUGGAUAUGUGGAGUGCUGGUCCAUCUGUCUGUGGUUGUCAGCUAUAUUUUCAUCGUCCUCAAUUCAUUCCAAGGCCUGUAUAUCUUCUUAGUGUAUGCUGUUUACAACAGUGAGGUGAGGAAUGCCAUAAAGAGGAUCAAAGAAAAGAGAAAGGCCCUAUCUUUCACGAACUGCUCCCAGCCUACCAGCUUCUUACCCUCCCAGAGGGCUCCAAUAAUAUCCCCCUGGAGCCGGAGUCCCCCAACCUCCUCCAGUCCCGAAACAAGUGAGACCUCUGGACCCUUCAACUCCACUUCCACAUCUUUGGUCAUCAAGAAUGAGAGUUUCAAAAAGGAAAGCUUUAUCAAUUUCUCUUUGAGACAAGCAUCAGGAAACCAAGUGGUGCAGCUGACUGGGUUUAAGCCAUCAGGUUGUUGAGCUGCAGAUGGAAGAGGAGCGCCUCUGUACGCCACACACACGCGCGCCCUUGAUGGAGAGCAAGAAGACAAGAUUGAAAAGCGCAAACUCCGCCUUCUUCCACUGUCAUCUGUCCAGUUGAUCCUAUCAGCUCAUUGCUUUCCUAAGAAUUCACUUGUGUAAAAUUUCCCAUAUGUUGUGUAUAGUUGAAGUUGUGUGGAGGCUUAAAUUCGCAGUGAUGAGUUCUGGUAAUCUUUCCACCGAGCAGAAUUACAUAUUUUUCAUAUUCUUCAAUUGAAAACAGGAAUGUUUCAAAACUCUAUGUUGUGUCUAUAUUCUGAUCAUCCCAUCCCAGAAUGCAACAAAAUUGUGUUUUGUAUGCACUCUGUGCAUGCAAAAUGACAAUAAAGUUUGUCUAAGUCUAAGAAACCCUGCAAUGUGAUGAGAACACCUUAAGCCUCGCAAUGGACCUGGACGAACAUACUGCUAACUAAUCUUAAACUAUUUUUAUAGGUUAUUGUCUCUGUUUCUACUUGACACCAUUAUCUGAGUUUUUUUUAUGGUGUAGCUGUUUCCAUAAUCAUCAUCAGCAGUCAGAGUCAUCCUAGUUACACUUCCUGUCAGAAGUUCACACAUUCUAACCAUCAGCAUUAACCUCAUUUUCAUUUAGGGGUUUUAUGAUGCAUUUGAAACAUUGUUUUCUCAGGGUGGAAUGAUUAAGCAGCAAACAGCACACAAUACACUUUGAAAACUAGAAUUGGGUGCACAUCUUCAUAGGGUCAAAAUUAAGAGUACAGACCUAAACCCAUUUGGGUAAAUGUCUCAUUGGCAAGUCACAAACAAAUAAAUCAUACACUUUUUGGAGUCUUAUUCCAAAACCUGUUCUAAUUUCUAUGUGGGUUCAUUGUGCUCUCGUUUCAACCAUCUAGAUAUUGAUUGGAGGUGUAGUUGGAGAGUUUGGAAGUAGUCCUUCAUCUGUAUUAUUCCACUUGCUUUGUGUAACGCGUCAAUUCUCCUGGCCAUAAACAGGGCCCCUGAGCAUGAUACCAUAUGCUCAGUAUGAUAUCAUAUACUCAAAAGUUGGUACAAUGUUCUUAGGUUUGAAAGGCUCACAUUAACUCAUCCAAACGUCUUGUCAUUAUUUGGAAACCUCUGAGGUCCUGAUCUUCAAAGUUUCCACAUAAGGACCACUAAAUUGUGUGGACAGGAAAAAAAACUGCUAGUAAUAGAUGGACGUGUUCCACCUGAUCUUCAAAGAUUGUGUCUACAGUGGAUAAGAAUUGCAAAACGGAUUUGGUCCACCCCAUUUAAAUGAGUACAUUUUGUGCACCACUGGCUGUUUGGGAGCUUCUGUCAAAGAAAGAGGAAGAUCAAAUCUUUCACAUAAUCUCUUGAGACAACCAGGACGCACAAACCGUUCAUCAUUGAAGAAUUUCUGCUAUUAAACUUUUUCUAAGACAGUAUUAAUUAUUAUUAAAAAGUACAGAAAAAGAUUGUCGGCAGAAGUUCUGAAAAACAAAAGAAAAACCUUUUAUGUAUCCGUUAAAUAAGAUGUUUCAGCUGACAAAUCAGAUUUUCCUGUUUGUCAUUAUUCUACUGGUUUGUAUAUCGGUAACAAUGCAAACUGCCCACCACCCACAAAGGGUGCAGCUUCGGACAUUAAUAAAAAUAUUACUUGGUAUGUAUGCAUGUAUGUAUUUGAUUGGAUCAGAGGAAAAACUGCUUGUUUACACAUUUCUUGUUUUUAAAAUAAAUAUUUUUUUGUUGAGUAAUCAUUCCACCUUGAUUUAAAAAAAAAAAACAAUUCAACUCAGAGUUAAAAGCCUACACUUAAUAUUCAUGCUGAUGAUGGGGAUAUGUAGUAAACCUCUGACAAGCACUGUAUACAGAUGUGGGUAAUCCAGGUUCAGAAAGUAAAAGCCUGUCCAGAAAUGAGUUCCAACCAUUUCCAGCUCCACAGCAGAGAUGUGGGCUCAGUCCAAAAUACCUUUAAUAAUAGCUUUUAGCUCCUGCUCCUAGCUGCUGUUCCAGUAAGUGACAUUGCACGUUUCCUAAACUAAACUAGCAGUGGAAGGGAGCAUUCAGGUUAAUUUUCCUACCUUCUUCCUUACUGACUGCACUAUUUGGACAUGGCGACUGCUGAUGCACUUCUGCUUUGGCUAGAGUCCUUGCUCUAUAAGGGUAUUCGGAUUGAACCAGGGACUACAAUCACCAGUUUAAGUGAACAGGAUGAGGGAAAACCAGGGAUUUUACUUUCUGAAACUGGAUUUACCCAUCUCUGACUGUAAAUAUGUUAUUUGGUAGCCUUAACCAGCAAGUCGUUUAGAUCUGGCCGUUGUUUAUCUCUACAUUACAUCAGAUUGUGUUUACUAUAUGUUUUUGGAUGAAAACAUAUAGUUUUGAUAGUGGAUGUGGAUGACUAUCCACUAUGCAUUAUAUAUUGACAAAGAGGGGAUAUAGCACCCAGUCUGAAAGCUUAAGUUGACAAACGUCUAAUGUAAUGAAACACGUUGAAAUAAAGUAGAGAGCAGUUAGCUGACUAGCAAAUACUCCACAAUUGUUCCUCUGUUACAUAUUGGCCCCAUUUCUGUUUUGUUCCUUUUCUUCUGAGUCCAACAAGAAUAACCUGUGGACACCAUUUCACUGAAGUUACUGAUAAAACUCAACAUCUUAAUUGGGAAACAUUUUAGAACUGUUUUUGGUGAGAUUUAAGUUCGUUUUUUUUUUGCAUAGCAUAAAUUCACAACAAAUGUUACUUCAAGGCACUUUACAAGAGCAGCCGGUCCAAUUAACAAGCAGUUAUCAACAGUUCAAACCAGAUAUUUACGUAUACUGUAUUAGGGCUGGACGUUAUAGGAAAAAAAACAUAUCGAUAUUUUAGAAAUCCUAUUGAUCAAUAUCAAUAAUUAUCAUCUAAUUGAAAACA
Molecule: messenger RNA, 6244 nt
Organism: Fundulus heteroclitus (mummichog)
Lineage: Eukaryota; Metazoa; Chordata; Actinopteri; Cyprinodontiformes; Fundulidae
Gene: adgrd2
Product: adhesion G protein-coupled receptor D2
Exons: 26
Coding region: 136-3339 (1067 amino acids)
Biological process (GO): adenylate cyclase-activating G protein-coupled receptor signaling pathway; cell surface receptor signaling pathway
Cellular component (GO): membrane
Molecular function (GO): G protein-coupled receptor activity
Source: RefSeq, a predicted model, not a curated record